Diabrotica virgifera virgifera (western corn rootworm) is the source of this 2298-nucleotide messenger RNA. RefSeq names its product phenoloxidase 1-like. The record is from RefSeq and is a predicted model, not a curated record. Lineage: Eukaryota; Metazoa; Arthropoda; Insecta; Coleoptera; Chrysomelidae. The transcript is spliced from 11 exons. Gene Ontology annotation, molecular function: oxidoreductase activity. Bases 145 to 2205 code for a protein of 686 amino acids.
UAUCUCUGAUUAGGUAACCACCUCAAAUGCAUUUUUGUCUAUAAAUACAGAAUGUUUCCCCUAAGCUGCAGUUGUGGGGUAGUCUACACUCUGGUAACAGUCUCAUCUAGGUAUCUCUACUUCAAAGAUUAAACUUUUGUCAAGAUGUCUGACACUAAUAAUCAUAUACUGGCCCUUUUCGAUAGACCAAGAGAGUUGUGCAUUAUGCCCAAAGGACCCAAUAACAUCUCAUUUGACGUUCCACUUGAGUAUUUGCCUGAAAAAUACAAAUAUAUAGGAGGUCAAAUUUCUUCUCGAUUUGGAGACGAAGCUACUGGUGGCAAGGUUCCCGUCAAUACCAUCUCAAUUCCACCAUUGGGAGAAAUUUUGGACCUAAAGAGAAAUGAAAAUUUCUCAUUGUGGAUUCCUAAACAUAGAAAAAUUGCCGGCCAGUUGAUUAAUAUCUACUUAGGAAUGCGUAAUGUUGACGAUCUGCUUUCUGUUGCUGUAUAUACUCGAGACAAAGUAAAUCCUUACCUCUUCAACUACUGUCUCUCAGUAGCGCUGUAUCAUAGAGCUGAUACCAAGGAUAUAGAUUUGCCGUCAUUUAUUAGAACAUUUCCAGACAAAUUCGUUGAUAGCAGACUUUUUGGCCAAGCCAGAGAGGAAGCGACCAUUGUGCCUGUCGGAGCCAGAAGACCAAUUGAAAUUGUCAAGGACUUUACUGCUACUGACUUGGAGCCAGAACAUCGCUUGGCCUAUUUUAGAGAAGAUUUGGGAGUUAAUCUACAUCAUUGGCAUUGGCAUUUGGUAUAUCCUUUUGACGGCGCAAUGCAAGUGGUUAAUAAGGACAGAAGAGGAGAAUUGUUCUAUUACAUGCAUCAGCAAUUAAUGGCAAGAUAUAAUUUUGAGCGACUGUGUCAUAAUAUGAAGCGAACUGAAAGGUUCAUUAACUGGAGGCAACCCAUUAAGGAAGCUUACUUUCCUAAAUUGGAUAGUUUAGUUUCAAGUAGAGCCUGGCCAUCACGGGUAGCCGAUCAAACACUAUCGAACCUUAAGAGAGAGGUUGAUCAGAUCACGUUGGAUGUUGAUGAUUUGGAGAGGUGGAGGGACAGGAUUUUCGAAGCUAUUCAAUCUGGUAAAGUAAAACAUAGGAAUGGUCAAAUCAUUUUAUUAGACGAAGCCACAGGAAUAGAUACCUUGGGCAAUAUGGUAGAAUCUAGUAUUCUUUCACCCAACAGAGAUUUUUAUGGAGAUAUACAUAACAUGGGCCACGUGUUUACUUCAUACAUACACGAUCCUGAUCAUAGACAUCUAGAAUCUUUUGCAGUGAUGGGAGAUACAGCAACUGCUAUGCGCGAUCCUAUAUUUUAUAGAUGGCAUGCAUAUAUUGAUGACAUUUUCCAAAACUUUAAAUCAUCGUUACCUAGAUACACGGUUCAACAGCUAAACUACCCAGGAGUUACAGUAGACAGUGUAUCAGUACAAUCAGCACAAGGGCAACCGAACAUUCUAACCACUUUCUGGAAACAAUCUGAUGUUGAUCUAUCUCGUGGAAUGGACUUUCAACCACGUGGUCCAGUAUUUGUUCGUUUUACACAUUUAGACCACUUUGAAUUCCAAUACCGUAUUACUGUUUCAAAUAACGGACCACCUAAACAAGGAACAUGCAGAAUAUUCAUGGCUCCCAAGUACGAUGAAAGGGGCAAUCCAUGGUUAUUCAGAGAUCAGAAACACAUGUUUAUUGAACUUGAUAAGUUCAAAGUUAAUCUGAGACAAGGCAAAAAUUUGAUAACCCGUAGGUCCACGGAUUCCUCCGUAACCAUACCCUUUGAGAGGACCUUCCGUGACUUAGAUACCGCAAGACCCCCAGGAGGUGACCGUUUGGCUCAAUUUAAUUUCUGCGGAUGUGGUUGGCCCCAAAAUAUGUUGAUUCCUAUGGGUAACACUGACAGUCCUGGAUUUAAAGCCGAACUGUUCGUUAUGAUUUCCAACUGGAGAGAUGAUGCUAUAAAUCAAGUUAUCCAAGGUGUUUGCAAUGACGCUGACAGCUAUUGUGGUUUGAAAGAUAAGCUAUACCCUGAUAAACGUUCCAUGGGUUAUCCCUUUGACAGACAGCCAAGGGAUAAUGUUGAUACUUUGGCAGACUUUCUGACACCUAAUAUGAGAGUUCAACAAGUUAAUAUUAUGUUCUCUAAUAAAACCUACAGGCCAAGACAAACAUAAUUUGCAUAAAAAAUGAUGGACUGAUUGUAACGUGUAUGGACAACUGAUUGUAAUGUGUAAUGAGCUUAAAUAAAUAAACGCAUUUUGAAAUUU